AUGAACAUCCCCGCUUCUCCUAAAUCUGCUAAUUUCUUUAUUCCAGAUGGUGUACUUUAUCUAAAGGACUACGGCUACGGCUACUUUGAUGACGCAGGCAAUUGGGUUUACUGGUAUCCAGAUGAUUUCGAUUUUCAUUUUGAUAAAGAGAUACGCGAAGACGGAUUAGAGAUGCAUAAAGAUGAACCAGAGAUGCGUGGAGAUGCACCUCUUCACGAUGACAUACCCUUUAAUUCUACCCACCAUGACCAAUUUCUAGCCGAUUCUGCUUAUUUUCAAGGGAAUAAUGGGGAUAAUGACCUUGAACAAACUCAGGAGCCUUUUGAGCAGCUCGUUGGUGUAGAUGAUCCAUGGCAGCAGGAGGAGUAUCAGCAGCAACAGCAGCAACAGCAACCACAGUAUACGCCAUCUUAUCUCUAUCAACAGCCAACGCAGGAGCAUUAUCUUACGGCUCAACAGCAACCAGCUUAUCCAGAGCAACCAGCGUACUCAGAGCAGCCAUUAUACUCAGAGCAAUCAGUAUACGUUCCACCUGCUCAACAAGCCACUCAAACCACUCAACAUGCCACUCAGCAAGCCACUCAACAACCCCCAGUACAAUCACUCUAUUCCACGCCUACGCAGCCACCGCCAAAACAAUCAGGAUACUCUCCACCACCACCAGCAGCUCCAACUGCCCCACCUGUGCACCCUCAGUCCAUCUACUCCCCACCAGCAAUCACUCAACAGCCCGAGCAACUUUAUGAGCAAUUUUCUGGGCAGAUUGCCGAGCGGGGCUCUGAGCAACAGUCUGAUUUGUAUUCUGAACAACACUCUGCUUACACUACUCCUGCUCCUGCUCUUUCACCAGCAGCCGUACCUGUUCAACAGCAGUAUGAUCCAAGUCUUGCGACCAAUCAACAACAGUAUGAGCCACGAUCUAACUGUCAAACACCCCACCCCACCCAAGACACCUUCUCAAACGCCCCAAUAGUCUCUUUCGGUUUUGGUGGCAAACUGGUUAUCCACAACCCCUCAACUCCCAUAGCAUCACCCUUCACUCCCUCAACAUUGGGCAUGUCUCAGCCAACUCCGUCUACUGUCAACAUUGCCGAAUUGGCCAGCGUACUACCCCCAGACCUCUCACCACCAUUCCCAGGCCCACUCUUGGGCAAUUCCCAUACCACCAAGUCCCAAGUUCUGCGAUACCUCGAUAACAAGAUAAGCACUGGAGCAACGUAUCCGAAAAUGGCUCUGCUGAAGGUGCUUAGGGUAAUGCUCAUCCAUGAUGGUAUUUUGAGCUCCCGCCAAAGUGAAGAAAUACGUGAUGCACUCAUCUCGGACGACAUUAACGCGCACUCCCACAAACGCGCUCCAUCUGGUCUCCAAAUCACUGUGCCUGCCGACGAGACGUCCCCACACAUGAAGCCUUUCCCGUCAUCGCAGACCCCCUAUGCUGUUGAAGACAGUGCGGACAUUGUAGCGACGUACUGCACGACGACGGGCCAUCUCGGUGCAAUCCAACAAUUCCUCGUGAAGGGGGCCAAGCGCGAAGCGGUCAUGUAUGCACUCGAGCACAAGCUAUGGUCGCAUGCUCUGCUCAUUUCUUCAUGCGUCGACAGACAGCUGUGGUCGGAGGUUGUGAGUGCGUUGAUAGCGUAUGAGUUGCCAAGCAGCAGUGGCAGUGGCAACGAUAACACAGGCAGCACCCACAACACCAAAAACUGGGACAGCUUGCGCGUUGCAUACGGUCUCUUUGCAGGUACGCUCAGGAGCACAAACACACCGAGUGACACGCGCAACUGGAGCGCGACGGCCGCGACGCUCGUCUCCAAUCUAGACAAUAGCGAUGCACAACACGCGCUGUCCGAGCUAGGUGACAGGCUUGCGGAGGUGGGUGAAGUGGAUGGCGCGCACACGGUCUACAUACUUGCGCAGAGUGUGGACAAAGUGCGUCUCAAUUUGGUGGGGUGCGCACAUAACGCUUACUCAGACGAGUCGUGCGAAAUGAGCGAGAUUCUCGAGUACGCUCUCAGCCUCAAUCCGCAUAUGAAGGCGCAUGUGAAGCGCGGCGAGUACAGCGGUAUGCCACACUUGCAGAUUUACAAACUCGUACAUGCUUGGCAUCUCGCCGAAGCUGGUCGACUUCAUGAUGCGAAUAGGUACUGUGAAGCAAUAGCAACAUCUAUCAAAAUGUCCAAGCAACUCCAAUACCACCCCAACAUUUAUAUCCAGCUAAAGGAACUGAGCGACAGACUAGCAGCGCAUCUGCACACAGCGGACAAAUCGUGGCUAACAAAGAAAAUAGCUCGUCCUUCUCUAGACACAUUGUGGAAUAGCAUGGAGGGGAAGCUGACCAAAUUUAUAGCUGGGAAUGACGAAGAGGGCGAGAAUGCUAUAACAACGCACGCACAGAAAACUACCCAGGAUGACCCCUUCGCUACGUUUACCAGCAUAGACGAGUCUUCGACGAACGGUCGACUCAGUCGCGCAGUCUCGGCUUUUGAUUUACCCAAUUAUAGUAAUGCUGCUGGUGAAAACGCGGGUGCGGGUAUGAGUGAGGGUAUGAGCUUGCUCGAUAGACGCGCCUCACACAGCCCGUCAUACCUCACUCCUGGCAUUGCUAGCGGUGCAGCCGGUGCACGCAGUGCGCUUGGACAACCUCGAGCUGCGAGUGCAAUGGGUGGAUUAGGUGGUGUGGCCACUGCCAAUGCCAAUACCAUCGCCAACGGGCUAGGUAACAUGCACAACCUCCUGCGCGACCUUCCUUCACCAAUGGAGGGUGAAGAUAGAGAGGGCUUUACUCGUGCAGCUGUAACGCCGCCCUUUAGCGAUGAAUUUAAUGGGGUUGGGGUGGCACAAGAUGGAGAGAUGCUUGGUAAAGAUUUGCAGAAUGUGCAAAUGCCGCUGCAAACGUCAAUGCAACCACAUCCUGCCACUCAACAGAUGCAACCACCCCCACCUCCGCCUCCUGCGCAAAUGCAACCACCACCACCACCACCACUUGCUCAACCAGUGCGGAAUGUUUCACCAGCGCAGCAACAGUCACAAUCACAAUCACAGUCGCAGCUAAAGCCUCACCCCCAGCCCCCUUCAUCACACUCUCAACCCCCACCACCACCUGCUCAACCAGCUAUAACAUCGCCAUUCGGUCAUUCGACAAGUGCGAGUGAAGACUUUAAUGCGCCUGAAGAACUGGAUGAAAGUGAGGGAGGAAAUUUCGUCUCGCUUAUGGAUUCGAUGGAUGUUCCAAUCCCGACAACGACGACAGAGAAUUCAAAUGCAAAUGCGUACAUCAGUCCUCGCGUAAUUGAUGAAAUAGACGAGGCGGAUGAAUUGGAAGAUGACCUCGGUUUCGGCAACAGUUCGACCAAGAAAGCGAAAGAGAUGAGAGAGAAGGAUAAUGAGGGGCAUCAUGGAGAAGAAGAGAAAACUGCGGCAACAUAUCAACCUCCACCGCCACCACCACCUGCACCUGCACCCGGUAAACAAGAGAAGUCGGGGUGGUUUUCGCGCUCGACGACUCCCGCCAGCACGCCUCGGAUGGAUGAGAAGAUGGAGAAAGAGGGAGAAAAUAAAGAGAGCAAGGGAAGGCAGGAGAAGCGACCAGAACUCAAACAAUCAGUUUCAUCGAGUUGGCUGAGCAGGUGGUGGAAGAAGGAUGAGCAGAAUACAAACCAAGGAGGAGGGCCAGUAAAGGCAAAGCUGGGUGAGCAGUCUUCGUUUUACUACGAUCCUGAUCAGAAGCGCUGGGUGAAUAAGGCGAAUGAGAGUGGGAGUGAAGGUGGGACUGCUGCGUCGCCUAGGAUGCCACCGCCACCUCCACGCUCUAGCACUGUGUCGCCGGGAUUGGCUGGGACGCGGGGAGCGAGUGCGCUGAAAAACAGCGUGAGUAUGGAUCUUAAGGGAGAGAGUGGGAGUGGGAGUGGAGCGGGUGUAAUGCCGCCGCCACCACCACGACCACUAAGUACGGCAAUUACUGGAACACCCGCUGGAACACCUGCUGGAACACCACCUACACCAAAUGCACCACAACCAACACAACCAAUACAACGAAAAGGGAAGAAAGCAGCACGCAAUAAAUACGUAGCAGUAAAUAUGUAA
Messenger RNA from Wallemia ichthyophaga EXF-994, 4083 nucleotides. Its product is annotated as COPII coat assembly protein sec16. Lineage: Eukaryota; Fungi; Basidiomycota; Wallemiomycetes; Wallemiales; Wallemiaceae. Bases 1 to 4083 code for a protein of 1360 amino acids. Gene Ontology annotation, biological process: Golgi organization; COPII vesicle coat assembly; autophagy. The record is from RefSeq and is a predicted model, not a curated record. The transcript has 3 exons. Gene Ontology annotation, cellular component: ER to Golgi transport vesicle membrane; endoplasmic reticulum exit site.